AUGGCCGACAACAACAAUGGCAGUAACAAACGGCAUCGAGACGAGUCUCCAGCAAAAGCGGGUCGAGACAAACGUAGAGCAAAGCAGCAGAGUGAUCGCAGGAUAGGGCCCCGAUCCGAGUUUGCCAACACACUCAGCCAGAGCUCUCCUAAUGUGGGUGGUGCUAUUACUCCCGAAGACUACAUGGCGGCGCGUCUCAAUGAGGUUCGUACUAUGCAGUCAGCUAUCAGAAGUGCCAGUAACGCGUUGACAUGUUUGGUGGCUCAAGCACUCCCUCGAGAUAUGCGUCGACGCGCUGCAAGUCAUGAUUUGAACCGAUUACCUGCUCAUUUACGUGCACGUGCUGCACAAGAGAGAGCAGAUACACCUCCCAAUGCCAGAAGAAAGAAAAAGGGCAAACGGAAAGCAAAGGCAGAUAAUGUUCUUCAGGAGUAUCUUCGUCGUCAGAAGGAAAAUAAGUGGCUCGGUACCCACAUGUGGCAUACAAAACGCAUGAAAAUGAACAACAUCUGGGGGUAUCGUUUGGCGAGAAAACCCAAUAUCAAAUCGGCGAGAACCAUCUACCGUGCCUUUCAACACACGACUGUCAUUCACGAUGCUUCUUACAUGGGCUGUUUGGAAAUGGAAGGAUCGUAUCAGGAUAUUGUGAUGGUGAUGAACCACGUUACAGAUGUAUCGUUGCCAUCGGUUGGGAGUGAACGCUUCAAUCAUGGACAUCGCGUGGGUCAUACAUUCUUAUACGAGUACACAGGGUGUCCAUCACAAUGCAUUUGCCCAAUCACCUAUUUAUGGAUGCCUUCGGAUGACAUGGAUGGUCGUCGUAAACUUUGGAUAUGGAUUCACCCAUCUUCAUUUGCUGAAGCAUAUACAUCCCUUCAAGCGGCACAAGCCUCUUUAUCCAAAGAUAUCACAAUCACGGAUCAACGGGAUCAGCUUGCCGUAUUUGAACUUUCAGGUGCAUCGUCAACUUCUCUCAUGCAAAUCAUCCUAAAGCCCGUGGAAGAAGCCACCCAUGUUUGCAAGGACAGCUCACCAACCGCGAAAGCAGCCCAAGUAUGGCGAGAUCUUCGAUGCUUACGAUCGUCCAGCUCAUUGCCUUCAGGUGUUGUUAUUGGUCUCACUGUACAAGAUCCACGCCUCGAUUUUCCACAAAAGCCAGCACCGAAAACCAAUGUCAUCCCUGUGGAAAAAGAGGCGCGACUUGGAGAGUUAUUAUCACAAUGGCCCAAGGACAUAUCACAAUCAACCAUAUGGGAUGCCGAUAUUCGCAAUGAGGUUCAAUCAUCGAUGCCAAGUGAACAUGCUUUGAAUAAGCGACGUGAGCAGCACCUUUUACCUGGUACCAAGCUAGAAUUUACCGAGAAUGAUUCCAAGAUGCCAAUCUUGCUUGUUCAGCGUGGUUCUUCCGAGUCACUUUUACGUGGACGACAAACGACUUGUACAAACGAAUUGAUGUCAGGAUGGAAUAUCAUCAUGCCAAAAGCAUGCGCAUUGUCAUUUUGGAAAUCGUUCAUGUUUGCUGGUGCUCGAGCUGCUGGUUACGAAGAUGUUCAUGCUAUGCAUUUUGAAAGCAAACGACCCAAUUUCCCGCAUGACUUUGUUGGAACGAAAGCGUGUGUCAAUAUGCUCACCAUGGCCAAGAACGAAUCUGAAUCAGCAUGGAAACGUCGACCCCCAGCAAAACGCUUCAAUUACGAGAAAUUUGGCAUUAGCAGACCCUUUGAUCCUCCCUUCGAUGUCUUGACACAUACCACACAAAGUGAAGCAUCAUCAUCACGACCUGCGUACUAUACACUUUAUGGCGAGAAAAUCAUAUCUCUUGUACUAGCAGCUGCUACGGAUGAUCAGGCUCAAAUGCAAGCUCGCGAUUACUUCAUCAACAUGUUUGCCAAACGUGGCAUUACGAUGCAACUGGAUGCACUUCAAUUGUCACACGCUCUGCUCCAAAUCCGCAUUGAAUACUUGGAUCGUGGACGCCCUGAAGCAAAUGCCAUGAUUUACUUGAUCGAUAGCGAUGCUGAAUACAACGAGAUCUCUACCAGCUAUCUUGCCAAUCGUUCAUCCAAGGCCAACAAAGCACGCGACUCGGAUAUGGAUAUAGAGGACGAAGACGAGGUUGAUGGUGAUGCUAUGGAUGUGGAUAAGGUUGAAACAAAAUUCCCUCCAAAUGAUGAUUGCAUUGGCUAUUUGACAACGGCAAGCUUUUCAUUCAAUGAAGGAUGUGGCUCAGGAUUGGGUGCUUGCACGGUUACUGGUAUACGACGUUUGCAAGCCAUGGAUCAAAGUCGAGGAAGGAGCAUCAAGGGCGUGGUUUGGAUUCGAAACACUAGAGCCGUCAAGUGUAGAGCAGCUCGAUUGCAUGUCAUUACAUAA
This is a messenger RNA of Lichtheimia ornata, 2373 nucleotides long. RefSeq lists its product as uncharacterized. NCBI's taxonomy places the organism in Eukaryota, Fungi, Mucoromycota, Mucoromycetes, Mucorales, Lichtheimiaceae. The record is from RefSeq and is a predicted model, not a curated record. Bases 1 to 2373 code for a protein of 790 amino acids. Gene Ontology annotation, cellular component: ribonuclease MRP complex; nucleolar ribonuclease P complex. The transcript is spliced from 13 exons. Gene Ontology annotation, biological process: tRNA 5'-leader removal.